AUGCUUGUCAUUCCGCACCGAUGCCCGCCACUGGGUCAGGGGGAGUGCGCCGCGCAAUUCGCCGAGAUUGAUGGCACUGGCGAAAUGGAUAACGGCGUCGUUCCCGACACCACAACUUGGAAGAUUAAUGCAACCUUUUCAUUACCAAAUGAUGAUUCUGAGGAAGAAGAUGACAGCAAUAAAUUAGUGGCUGAAGCCUUGAAUGAUAAUGAUAAGAAAUGUAACGACAAUGAAAAGGAUACUAAACCAAACUCCUUUACUUUCCCAAGCGAUCUUACAAAUGAAACAGGUUUUAAAAAAGAAAAAACUGUUGGUGAUAAAGAAAAUGGGAUCACAGCUGAUCCUAAAAAAGAGGAAAAAGAUAAAAGUCCACAUAAAGAAUUCAAACCUAGCCCUCAUUUGAGCUCUUAUUACGAUACCUUAGAUGAUUCUCCUCUUCGGUCCUUCAUGUCUUUUUCUUCACCAGAAAAAAAACCAACUUUAACAUUCUUUGAGCAUCCACAAGAUGAAUAUAAACAAACAAACAGACCUCCGGAAGACUUCAUAGCUUUUCCAUAUAAAUACGAAAAGGAUGCCCAUUCUAAUGCUGGAUGGAGUUCCUAUGGGUUGCAAUCAAGACCCACUGAUGAGGCUCCCGUGAGGAUACCUGCUGGAGGACUCUACAGACAUCCCAGUUUCCUAAAAGAAAUUACAAAUUCGUAUGGCGAAGACGAGGACGUCAGCCCCGAUACUCACGAUGCGAACAAUUUGAAAGACAUUUCACUAAAAAAGAGGUCCAAUCCCUGGAAAAGCCUUCUGCAUUUGGUGACAGCACUGCUGCCAGUGGGCCUUAUCGUCUCCGCGCUCACUCCAAGCAUCAUAACUGUCCAGAACACUGGAACGGAGCAGCACUAUAAGCGUCUGUCGCGCAGUUCUGAUAUGCCAACUAUCCCGUCGGUCAGCGAGCAGUGCAAACGUCGGCUGCUCUGCGAGAUACAAUCCGACAGUAACUACGAGAGCAAUGUGAACCCAUACCGUCGACCGAAACACUGCUACAAGAUCCGCUGCGAAGAUCCGCAAGCCGUCUCCAGGGUGUUAAACUGGCUUCUAACUUAUUACAGAUCCGGGGACAGCAGGGGAAGAGGUUAUACC
This is a messenger RNA of Iphiclides podalirius (scarce swallowtail), 1131 nucleotides long. The record is from the annotation of a GenBank genome assembly. Lineage: Eukaryota; Metazoa; Arthropoda; Insecta; Lepidoptera; Papilionidae.